AUGUCUUUCCUCACCUCGCUCCGAGCUAGCUCCCGCCGCGUGGCGCCCAUGAGCUACACCAUUCCCGGCGUCUCGACUCUGCACACGUCUGCUGCACGAUUCAGCCUCAAGGAAAGCGACAAGACAGACCGGGACGGCCUGGCCAACCAUUACGAGGCCAAGAAGGAGCAGCAAUUGAAGGAUCAGAAAGCAGGCAAGGCGAGCUGGAACUCCGAUGUUGCCAGCAACAGCGAGGAACAGAUCAAGGCAGACCGGGGUGAACUCGAUGCCUCUGAAAAGUCCUUCCAGGAACUACAGCAGAAGACCAAGAACAUUCCUCAGCAGAAAUAA
This is a messenger RNA of Penicillium oxalicum, 330 nucleotides long. RefSeq lists its product as uncharacterized. The record is from RefSeq and is a predicted model, not a curated record. The coding region runs from base 1 to 330 and encodes 109 amino acids. Lineage: Eukaryota; Fungi; Ascomycota; Eurotiomycetes; Eurotiales; Aspergillaceae. The transcript has 3 exons.